This is a messenger RNA of Labeo rohita (rohu), 2608 nucleotides long. RefSeq names its product BUB1 mitotic checkpoint serine/threonine kinase Ba (gene bub1ba). The transcript is spliced from 17 exons. The record is from RefSeq and is a predicted model, not a curated record. Gene Ontology annotation, molecular function: protein kinase activity. Gene Ontology annotation, biological process: meiotic sister chromatid cohesion, centromeric; mitotic spindle assembly checkpoint signaling. Bases 542 to 2470 code for a protein of 642 amino acids. Lineage: Eukaryota; Metazoa; Chordata; Actinopteri; Cypriniformes; Cyprinidae.
UUUCAUAAUAAACCAACAGGAGGCAGUAUGUACAAGGCUUGCAUACAAAGAAUACAAAGAUAUAAGAGUUGACUUUAUGCUUUUACAUAUGCUUAUUUUUUCUUAACACGUUUGUUAUAAAUAUUUUCUGAAAUGGAAUUUUUAAGCCAUACCGUGUUAUUUUAUGUAGGGCUAUGCAGAGCUUUCGCAUUAAUAAUUGUUAGGCUAUUGUUAUGUAUAUUUUAUCAAGUCCGUCCGGACCUAACUAUGUCUCAUUUGAAAUCGAAGACCUUUUAUAUACACAACGACAAUAUAAAUACUAAAAAUGUGCAUGUAAAUACAUGUGUGACGUCAACGUCCCUAGGAACGUCAGUUCGUACGUCAUAGUCACGUGGUAACAUUUGAAAUUAAACCUAGAACCGCACAGCAACAACACUGCUGUCAGCUAACAGCAUUUCGGAUAUAACCUCUUAUUCGAGCGAACUGUGACGGAACAGGAAUAUUUUAUGACUUUCUGAGGUAUAGUCGUGGAUUUAACAACUUAUACAUGUAACAUCUCAGGAUGGCUUUAGGGAUUGAAAAAUCAAAAUUCUUGAAGAUGGAUGAACCGUCGCCUCACAUUUGGAGCGCUCCAGGGGUCACGCUGGAGACUGCGGCCCCGUCCCAGAGGAGCCAGACUCAGGAGGACGGUAACGUGCAGAUCAUGUACUGUAAAGAUCUGGUGUAUCAGGGAGACGAAGAGUUCAGUUUGGAAGAGCUCAGAGCGCAGCGCUACUAUAAAGCUAUGAGCGAAAAAGCUUCACACCUGAACAAACUAAAGCAGGACCUGCAGCUUCGGAUUGAGCAGAAACAGAGACUCAUUCAGCAGAGAAACGUCCCAGCAGAGAAACAGCAGUCUGGUCAUGAGGAAGCCAGUUCUUCCUUCCAGAAAUCUGGAGGUUUGUGUGAAUCUGCUGUGGUGAAGUCAGCUCCGUUCAGCGUUUACAGCGAGCAGGAGGAAAAUCGCGUGGUUAGCAGUAGAAGCUCUGUGAGGCGAGAGGACGGCGUGAAUCAAACUGGAAGCGACACUAAACUGCAGAAAACAGAAACGGCAAAACCCUUCACUGUUUAUGAUGAGAACACACUGACCAAUAAAACAUCAUCUUCGGUGAAUCGUAAAUCUCUGAAGCUGCCCACCUUGAGUCUGAAAGGGCCGAAGUCAAAAGCGGAGCUCGUCACAGACAAACAGGACGCGUCAAUCUCUCGCUCAGAGGAAGCCAUCAUCAACGGCCACUGGAAUAAGACUCUGUGCCGGAGUCCAGACGACACGUGUGAAUUCGCCCGCGCCGCUCAGCUCGCGUCCACUCCGUUUGCAGGCGUCGAGAGGCCGAAAGUGUCCGAAUCGGGGCUGACGGAGAACCUGAGCCGAGCGGCCCCAGAAUGCACUAAAACAACCAACUCUAACACACCCGCUGAGGAGAAAAAACUCAGUCCUAUCCUAGAGAUCAGUCAGGAGUGGGGCGGCACUUCCUUCCCUACCUUAACCCACGACCCCAUGAAGCACUUAAAUGAGCCUGAGAUCAGCCGAGCCGUGGAAAGACCAGAAACGCUGCUGGAGGAAGUCACUGAAUCGAUGGACGUCUGCGGUUUGGACGUCAGAUCCAGGCUGUUUAAUCAAGCAGACGUGACAUCGUUCUCCAACUUCCAGCGGAAAAGCGGCCGUCUGCCGGACACCUGCGGGAACGAUGACCUGGAUCUCGAUGGAGAGCUGUUGCUUUAUUGCCGUACGAUGGAGACACUGAAGGAUUUCUCUCUGUACUCGUCCGGCUCCGCUGCUGUUUUUCUGAAGAUGGACUCGUCUGCAGUGCCGUGGGAUUUCUUCAUCUGCUCACGGCUCAUGUCCCGGCGGUCUCGUGAUGAAGCGGACUGUGACGUCCAGAUGUGCUGUCGUGUUUAUGAGAACGGCUGCAUGACGUUCUGGAGGCUUCCUCAUGGAGACACGGUUCAGGAUCUCCUCGCUGAGCCCAUUGCUGGAAAGGAUGCUUUUCUGUUAGUCAUUCUGUUGCUGGAGUUGGUGAAAGAGUUUCAUUCCUGUCAGGUGGUUCAUGGAGGCCUGAAGCCGGAAUCCCUGUAUUUUUACAACAGCGGCAUCGCAGCACUAGAUUUCUCAAACUCGGUGGAUCUGCAGCUCCAGACUGACGUCACAACAGCACAGGCUUUUCCUUCGGCACAGAAAUACAUACAGCAGGGUCUUCUGUCGCCUUCUGCCUCACCUUAUCAGGUUGAUCUGAUCAGCGUUGCAGAAAUCGUUCACAUGCUGCUGUUCAAUCGUCCUAUGAAAGUGACGCAGGAAAACUCGGUCUGGAGUUUGGAUGAAGGAUCUGGAUCUCAGCACAGCGUUCCUGUCGAGUCUUUAUGGAAAGACUUUUUCCACAUGAUUUUGAAUCCAGAUCAAAAGUCUUCAGAGCUCAUUUUGUCCGACCUCAUCAGUAACGUGAGGAACAGCUUAUGAAGUCGAGCUACAUUAGUUUGUUGUAAAAUAAUGGCACGUUUUAAACGGCAGCACCGCAUGUGAAAUGCUGACUUUGAAAUUAAUGUUAUAUAUUGCUCUUUAUACGCAUAAAUAAACUAUUUUAACAACACAGUCUUG